Molecule: messenger RNA, 555 nt
Organism: Medioppia subpectinata
Lineage: Eukaryota; Metazoa; Arthropoda; Arachnida; Sarcoptiformes; Oppiidae
Source: the annotation of a GenBank genome assembly
AUGACAAUUCUCCUGCUGUCAAUGGCAGCCCUGGCCAGUGCCGCACCGAAACCCUCGUGGGGUUACGGCGGUUACGGCGGCGGUUACGGGGGCUCAUACGGGGGCGUCAAGGGCUACGGGGGCGCACUGGCGCACACCCACACCCACUCGGAAUCGAUCGAGAAAGUGCUUCAACCGUACGCCGUGCCCCAGCCCUACCCCGUGAACGUGGUGAAAACCGUUCAACAGCCCUACCACGUGGACGUGGUCAAACGGGUGCCCCAACCGUACGCGGUCAAAGUGCCGGUCGCCCGCCCCGUAGCCGUGCCCGUCAUCAAACACGUGCCCCAACCCUACACCGUUGUGAAGGAUGUCGUACGCCGAGUGCCCCAACCCUACAACGUGCACGUCGUCAAGGAGUCCAUCCGUGACGUUGUCCAAAAGGUUGAGGUGCCGGUGCCGCAGCCCUACCACGUCAAAGUCGGCGUACCCCGUCCGUACACCGUGAUCAAAACCGUCAGACAGCCCGUGCACGUCAAGGUGCCGGUGCCCCAGCCCUACGAAGUGAUCAAGGAG